UCUUGUGCCGAAGUUCACGUUUGUAUGGAUCUGCACGCCAGAUGUUUGAUGGUUUAUCUUGCUCUUUAUUGAGUUAGUUUCAGCAGGAAUAGCACCAAGUUGGCUUUUCAUUGUUUGUUUUUUUAUAGCUUGAUACAGCUAGAAGGCUAAAAAAUAUGACUUUCUUGCUAGUAACGUUAGAGAAGGCAGAUUGGUAAAAACAUUUGAUCGGGGAUGUUCUUAUUUCUUAAGGUUCUGGUAGCUGGGUCUCCAUCUCCAUUAAAUACUUUUGUUUUUCACAUAUUCUCUGCCUCUCCCUAUGUUCAUUUUAGCCACUUCAUAGCCAUCCCAAGUACUUGUCCAGUAUUUCCAUUUGAUCCCCGAAUCAAUUAAAACAGUUACCGGUUUUGUUACUCCUCCGUCAUGUCUGUUAUCAUAUACUUCUUUCUAUUAAUACUGGUCCCUCAUUCCAUUGCUCUGUCUUUCGACUAUCCAAGUCUUGAGUCUAGUAAUCCUGAAAUAAGGUGCGAAGGUGGUGCUACUGUUGUAGAAUCAGCCAUCCAACUCACACCAAACCAAGUUUUGACUACAGGACAUGCUAGAGUUGUAGAACCCAUGCAUCUCUGGGACAAGGACACCGGAAGUCUCGCAGACUUCACAACCAACUUCUCCUUCACCAUCGAUUCCUUGAACAAUGAGUCAAACGCUGAUGGAAUGGCUUUCUUUAUCGCUUCCCUUAAUUACCGUAUGCCUGUGGAUGCAGAUGGUUCUGGCAUUGGUCUUGUGAGCGGGAACGAGAAAUUCAACUCAUCUGCUAAUCCAUUUGUUGCGGUGGAAUUUGACACCUUUCAUAAUAUAUGGGAUCAAGAUAAUGAUCAUGUGGGUAUAAAUAUCAACUCUAUAAGGUCCAUGGACAGCGAGACAUGGUAUAGUAGUCCUAUGGAUGGGAAAUUAAUGCAUGCUUGGAUAACUUACAAUUCUACUAUUAAAAAUCUAAGUGUUGUCUUCACUGGAAAUAAAGAUGGUGUGUUCUUACAGCAGGAGCUUUCUUAUAAAAUUGAUCUUAGAGAUCACCUGCCAGAGUGGGUUAAUGUUGGCUUCGCUGCUGCAACAGGGAGGUUCUCUGAACUUCACCUUCUUCACUCUUGGCACUUCAGCUCAAAUUUGCAAAUCAACACUCCUUCACCUCCAGCAACUGCCAUGCCUAGCAUCAGUCCCGGUGAAAGAGCUAACUGCAAAAAAUGGUAUUACAUUGGUGGUGCUGCUCUAUUGGUGGUUGUUUUAAUUUUGUUUCUUUGCAUCUGCAAGAAUAGAAAUGGAAGAAGAUUUCAUAUCAAGAAUUGGUUCUUCCAACGGAUUAAUAACUUGAAGAGGGAAGAGAGAUCAGCUGCUGAUUCUUCGAGGGAUGCUGAAUUUCAAAAGCUUGCCGGUGCUCAGAGGAUUGCAUAUUCAGAAUUGGCUCAUGCCACCAAUAACUUUGCAGCAGAAAGGAAGCUUGGGGAGGGAGUAUCUGGUGUUGUAUAUAGAGGCUCUUUGAAUGGUGAGGAUAUUGCGGUUAAAAAGUUUAAAAGAAAUUCAGGGCAGGAAAUUAUAGAUUAUGAAUCUGAAGCCAAGGUAAUUAGCCAGUUGAGGCAUAGACAUUUGGUGAAACUUAUUGGCUGGUGUCACGAAAAUGAUGAAUACUUGCUUGCUUAUGAGUUCAUACCUAAUGGUACUCUUGAAUCACAUCUUUUCAAUAGGCCAAGCAUCUUAUCAUGCGAAAACAGAUACAAGAUCUGUAGAGAAAUAGCCUCUUCUAUACAUUACUUACAUGAAGAAUAUGAACAAUGCGUGUUGCAUAGAGAUGUUAAGCUAAGCAACAUAAUGUUGACAGCAGAUCUAGAAGCAAAGUUGGGAGACUUUGGUUUGGCCAGAUUUGAUGGAGAUGAAAGUGGCUCAAGAAAUACGGCACUUGCUGGCACCUUAGGAUAUAUGGCUCCUGAAUAUUUCCAAACGGGCACAGCCACCAAGGGCUCGGAUGUCUUCAGCUUCGGAGUUGUGGUCUUGGAGAUUGCUUGCAGAAAAAGGCCGAUCAUACCGCUUACUGACGGAAGACAGGUUCCCAUAAGAGAAUGGGUUUCAGAAUUGAAACAAAACGGGCGGCUUCUGGAAGCAGCUGAUGAUCGUCUAAGAAGAAAUUUUGAUGAGGACCAAAUGAGACGGUUGUUGGAUGUGGGUCUCAGAUGUGCAAAUCCAGACUACGCUUCUCGACCAUCAAUAAGAGAAGCACUUGAAUCGCUGCCACCCUUCUCGUCUACUUUAUUCUGGUCUGCACUUUCGGGUAUGAUCCAUAAUUUUACUGCAAAAUUUGGAGGAAGCCAAAGCAGAAAUCCAGGUCGUCAUCGUGAUGAUUCAUCCCAGUUUGCCUCUUCAGCCUCCCUUGCCCGCUAUGCUUCUUGAAUCCUAUGAUUGUCGGCAUGAUGAUUUAUUUUCUCUAUGUUUUCUGCAUUGUAAUGGCUUGGAACUUUAUCUUCCUUUUUUUAAAAAAAAAAAAAUUCCACUGUUGAUAAACUCCUUUAUUAUUGGUCUCUUAAA
Molecule: messenger RNA, 2553 nt
Organism: Tripterygium wilfordii
Lineage: Eukaryota; Viridiplantae; Streptophyta; Magnoliopsida; Celastrales; Celastraceae
Product: L-type lectin-domain containing receptor kinase IX.1-like
Exons: 2
Coding region: 403-2418 (671 amino acids)
Biological process (GO): protein phosphorylation
Cellular component (GO): plasma membrane
Molecular function (GO): carbohydrate binding; protein kinase activity; ATP binding
Source: RefSeq, a predicted model, not a curated record